GCUCUGCCGCUGCGCCCCGGCCCGCGGGACGAGGUGCUGGCGGCGGCCCUGCAGCGCCUGCGGGAGGUCUUCGAYAUCGAGGAGCUGCCGCCCGAUGUGCUGCCCCGCAAGAAGCCGCCCCAGUUCAUGGUGGAUCUCUUCAACAAGGUGGCCGACGCCAACGGCAUCACCCGCGCCCCGGGGCUGCUGCAGGGCGACGUGGUGCGCAGCUUCGAGGACCGAGUUCACGUGGACCACCACCACUUCUACUUCGACAUCAGCGCCAUGGAGAAGGGCGAACAGAUGCUGAAAGCUGAGUUCAGGGUCUUCAAGCUUAAGAGGACACAUCUGUCCAGAAGAUCCGACGUGCAACACUUCUGCAAAGUGGAAGUGUAUGAGCUGUUGGAGAGUGAAAAUAAGCCACAGAGAAAACAUCUCAUUGCAUCAAGGUUACUGUCCCUCUACACAGAAGGCUGGGAAGUCUUCAACGUCACACAGACAGUUUCCAAGUGGGUUGGAAACAGCAGCUCCAACCAUGGCUUUUGGAUAACUACUACACAUGUAUCCAACAAUGGAAUGGAACACAACCUGGUUACAUUUGCUAAGAGCCAGGGCACUUUGCAGGAGAGUAGAAAUGCUCUCCUUGUCCUCUUCACGAACAGUAACAAACGGAGGUCUCACAGCUUUGUACCUUCUGCUACAAAAUCAGAGAUAAACCCUGCCAAACCUGAUGUUUCACGUGUUUCUCAUGAGGCUGAUGUCAUGGAAAGCAGCAGUGCCAGCAUGAGCAGGAGACCCCGAGCUGCCGCAGCCCCUGCUGCCAGAAGCCAGGUAACAGCAUGUCACCGAAGGGAGCUCUAUGUAGACUUCCAAGCUAUUGGCUGGUCAGGAUGGAUUAUUUAUCCGAGUGGAUACAAUGCAUUUUAUUGCAGAGGAUCCUGUUUCUUCCCUUUGGGGGAAAGUCUAAAUGCUACAAACCAUGCUACAGUUCAGUCCAUUGUUUAUACACUGAAACUGUCUCAAGAUGUCAGCACGCCCUGCUGUGUGCCAGAUGAAUUGAAGUCCCUCAAUCUUCUCUACUUUGAUGACAAACAGAAUGUUGUCCUUAAAAAUUAUAAAGACAUGGUGGCAACAAGGUGUGGUUGUCAUUAG
Molecule: messenger RNA, 1131 nt
Organism: Malurus melanocephalus (red-backed fairy wren)
Lineage: Eukaryota; Metazoa; Chordata; Aves; Passeriformes; Maluridae
Product: bone morphogenetic protein 7-like
Exons: 5
Biological process (GO): SMAD protein signal transduction
Cellular component (GO): extracellular region
Molecular function (GO): growth factor activity; cytokine activity
Source: RefSeq, a predicted model, not a curated record